Melozone crissalis (California towhee) is the source of this 3999-nucleotide messenger RNA. It is a transcript of the gene PRKCA, whose product is annotated as protein kinase C alpha. The record is from RefSeq and is a predicted model, not a curated record. The transcript is spliced from 18 exons. Lineage: Eukaryota; Metazoa; Chordata; Aves; Passeriformes; Passerellidae. Gene Ontology annotation, biological process: protein phosphorylation. Bases 41 to 2095 code for a protein of 684 amino acids. Gene Ontology annotation, molecular function: zinc ion binding; diacylglycerol-dependent serine/threonine kinase activity; ATP binding.
CGGCGACUCCCGGAGCGGCGGGGGGUGGGGAGGAGGCGCUAUGGCCGACGUGUUCCCGGGCUCCGAGCCCGGCGCCGACCCGGAGGCGGCGCGGCGCUUCGCUCGUAAGGGCGCCCUGAGGCAGAAGAACGUGCACGAGGUGAAGGAGCACAAAUUCAUCGCGCGCUUCUUCAAGCAGCCCACCUUCUGCAGCCACUGCACCGACUUCAUCUGGGGAUUUGGGAAGCAAGGAUUCCAGUGCCAAGUUUGCUGUUUUGUGGUUCACAAGAGGUGCCAUGAAUUCGUUACCUUCUCCUGUCCUGGGGCUGACAAGGGGCCUGACACUGAUGAUCCCAGAAGCAAGCACAAGUUCAAGAUCCACACCUAUGGGAGCCCCACCUUCUGUGACCAUUGUGGGUCCCUGCUCUACGGGCUCCUGCACCAGGGCAUGAAGUGUGACACCUGUGACAUGAACGUUCACAAGCAAUGUGUGAUAAACGUCCCAAGCCUCUGUGGCAUGGACCACACAGAGAAGAGAGGGAGGAUUUAUCUGAAGGCUGAAGUCACUGGUGACAAACUGGAAGUUACAGUGAGAGAAGCAAAAAACCUCAUUCCCAUGGAUCCAAAUGGACUUUCAGAUCCUUAUGUCAAACUGAAGCUCAUCCCAGAUCCUAAGAAUGAAAGCAAACAAAAAACGAAAACCAUCCGUUCUACCCUGAAUCCUGACUGGAAUGAGUCAUUCACGUUUAAAUUAAAACCUACAGACAAAGAUCGCCGGUUAUCCGUGGAGGUCUGGGACUGGGAUCGAACCACCAGGAAUGAUUUCAUGGGGUCACUCUCUUUUGGGGUGUCAGAGCUUAUGAAAAUGCCAGCCAGUGGAUGGUACAAGCUGCUGAAUCAAGAAGAGGGUGAAUACUACAAUGUUCCAAUUCCAGAUGCUGAUGAUGAUGGAAAUGCAGAGCUCCGACAGAAGUUCGAGGACUGUCAUGUAAAUAUCCACUUCUUCAAGAAAGCCAAACUUGGGCCAGCUGGUAACAAAGUCAUUACUUCAACAGAAGACAAGAGCUCUAGUGUGCCGUCCAACAAUCUGGACAGGGUGAAGCUGACAGAUUUCAACUUCCUCAUGGUGCUUGGAAAGGGGAGCUUUGGGAAGGUGAUGCUGGCAGACAGGAAGGGCACAGAGGAGCUCUAUGCAGUCAAAAUCCUGAAGAAAGACGUGGUGAUCCAGGAUGAUGAUGUGGAGUGCACCAUGGUGGAGAAACGAGUCCUGGCACUGCAAGAUAAGCCCCCGUUCCUGACACAGCUGCACUCUUGUUUCCAGACAGUUGACCGGCUGUAUUUUGUGAUGGAGUAUGUCAAUGGUGGGGAUCUCAUGUAUCACAUCCAGCAAGUGGGAAAAUUUAAGGAGCCACAAGCAGUGUUCUAUGCAGCUGAGAUCUCUAUUGGGUUAUUCUUUCUCCAUAACAGAGGGAUUAUUUAUAGAGAUCUGAAAUUAGAUAAUGUGAUGUUGGAUUCAGAAGGACACAUUAAGAUUGCUGAUUUUGGAAUGUGCAAGGAGCACAUGUUGGAUGGAGUAACAACCAGGACCUUCUGUGGCACUCCAGACUACAUUGCACCAGAGAUUAUUGCUUACCAGCCCUAUGGGAAGUCUGUGGAUUGGUGGGCAUAUGGUGUGCUGCUCUAUGAGAUGUUGGCUGGCCAGCCUCCAUUUGAUGGGGAAGAUGAAGAUGAACUAUUCCAGUCCAUAAUGGAGCAUAAUGUUUCCUACCCAAAAUCACUGUCCAAAGAAGCAGUCUCCAUCUGCAAGGGGCUGAUGACUAAACAUCCUGCAAAACGCCUUGGCUGUGGCCUGGAAGGUGAAAGAGACAUCAGGGAACAUGCUUUCUUCAGGAGAAUUGACUGGGAGAAAUUGGAGAACAGGGAGAUUCAGCCACCUUUCAAACCUAAAGUGUGCGGCAAAGGGGCCGAAAACUUCGAUAAGUUCUUCACGCGAGGACAGCCGGUGUUGACGCCUCCAGAUCAGCUGGUCAUUGCCAACAUAGACCAAACAGAUUUUGAAGGGUUCUCUUUUGUCAACCCCCAGUUUGUGCACCCCCCUGUAGAAAAUGUAGCAUGAAACAGCAGAACAAAUCCCGCCGCGGGGAGCAGGUGUAACCCUACAAUUUUUAGGCUUUCUCCUCGUUGAUUCCAUUUGGGCCUGGAAAUUGUAGGGUUAGAGGGUGGAGGAUGAGGGAAGGGCCACUUAGUCAGGAUUUGGGCUUUGCAGCAGCAGUGUUGUCUUAACAGGAGGUAAAUUAGUGUACGGUACCCACUUUUUCUUCUAGAAGUCGCCACUGACUUGUUGAAACUUACCCAUGUUUUGGUACGUUCUCUAUUUUGUAACUUCCCGCCGUCCUUUUGCUCCCUUUUCCACUCCCUUGUGUUGGAAAAACAUCUGACACGUGCUCUGAAUGAGAAGCCACCUCGAGUAUUUAUUUACUUAUUGCUUGGGGGUGGAUGCUGGGAGGUGGGAGCUCCUGCCCGGAGACCUCAGGGGCAGCACCAGAGACUGGGAGGGGAGAGGCAUUGCAAAAACAGCACUGAAAGGGUUUGAAAAAUAUGGCAGCAAAAAAAUAAUACUUGGGAAUGGGUGGGAGGGGGGAUGAAAUCAAAUUAGACCCCAAGGUUUGGUGAACUGAUCCUGUAAAAUCCCAAAUAAAAGCACUGGGGUGGUGGCCACGUCUCUAGGAUUUGUGCUAGGAGUAGCAUGUGAUAAACUCAAGGGUGAAAUUUUGUCUUUAAUAAUAAUAAUAGUAAUAAUUUUAAUAAUACUUUUGUGAAUUUUUAAUCUCCAUGAGAUUAUUCUGUGAUCCAGGGUGCCAUUGUCUGUUGUUCAGUUGGUUUCAUUUACACCACUCCUCAAGUUUACUGUUAACUGGUUCUAAUACCAAUAUUUUACUAUGAAAUUUAUUAACCUGGAAUGUAAAACAAAACUGUAAUUCCUUAUAUCUUAUUUACUUGUGUUUAUUUAUAGUCUGCAGUGUAGGACAGUAAAGAAAGCUUUAUGUAUACUAAAUAAACAAAAAAUGCAGCCCCAAGUGACUUCCUAACUUCUCAGAAUAACUCAUGAAAUUCAAGUGAGAUUUAGUCUUAAAUAAUCGGUUUUAAUUCAGAAAACUUUGAGCUGUAGAAUAAUCGAGCCUGAAAAAAGCAGCACCUAAAACUGGUUUUAUUGAUAGAAUGGAAUUUAAUACAUUUUACAUAUGCUUCAUGCAAUGAAUUUUGCAUGUUUAGUAAUAACUCUUAAUAAUAAGGGUUAAUAAUAAGCAGAUCUAUAUUAUUGACAUAAUCGUACCAAGCAUAAAGAGUAUUAUAAAAAUUUUAUAAAACAACUUGUGCUUUAUUUGUGAAAGUUCUUGUUCUGAAUGACACCAUUUAGAUUUAGCUAAAUGUUUUCUUGCUAUUGUUUUGAUUUUUACUUUAGGUUUUGAAUAUUGUUACUGGCUUAGGGUAUAAUCUCUUUUUUUUAAAGUAGAUAUACUUUUAAAUAAUAAUUGCUACCUGCAGGUUUUAUACGAGGUUCAAUUAGGCUUUCAUUUCACAUCUGCUUAUUACUUGCAGAGAAGGAAAUAGACUUUAUUUGCAAUGAUGAACACUGUAAUUAAUGCAAUCUUCUCCUCUCCUAUCACUUAGAUAAAAAAUUUUGAUAUUUCGUCUUACUACUUACCAGAAGAUAUUAACUCAAAUAUCAGUAAAUAAUGUUUUGUGCAUAUUUUGGUUUUGUUACAGCAUGUAAAAUAGUAGUUGGUGCAUUUUCCCUUUUUUUUCCUCUCCUGCCUUGAUCCCAUUAGCAGCCACAGGCACUUUAUGUCUGUCAGAUGUGCAUGAUGACGCCAGAAGCAUGAUAUCUCUGUUGCUGCAUGCAGACUGAUUACAAUUUUUCCAGCAUGUAAACAUAUUCAAAAAAGUAAGAUAUUUGCCAUAAAAUACUUCAAUUUAUACUAGACUAUGUAAUGGGGUGGGGUGGGAGGGGAACCUACU